This is a messenger RNA of Colossoma macropomum (tambaqui), 3013 nucleotides long. RefSeq names its product nuclear receptor subfamily 2, group F, member 5 (gene nr2f5). Bases 624 to 1838 code for a protein of 404 amino acids. The transcript has 4 exons. The record is from RefSeq and is a predicted model, not a curated record. NCBI's taxonomy places the organism in Eukaryota, Metazoa, Chordata, Actinopteri, Characiformes, Serrasalmidae. Gene Ontology annotation, molecular function: nuclear receptor activity; zinc ion binding; RNA polymerase II cis-regulatory region sequence-specific DNA binding. Gene Ontology annotation, biological process: anatomical structure development; cell differentiation; regulation of transcription by RNA polymerase II.
GAGGCGGACUGACAGCCGGAGGGAGAGUCGCGCUGCGUGGGGAGAAGCUCGUUCCUGCUGUGUUUUCGCAUUUCGGAUAGUGCUUUUUCAAACUUCGCGAGCUUUUUACACGCUCUGACCUUCCUCUUAACGGAGUGCGCGUGCGAAUCGUGUGUAAAGAAGCGCUUUUUGGGCUUUGUUUCGUGUUUAACGCCGACAGAUAUCGCAGCUGGGGCUUCGUUUGGACAGAAAUCUGUGACAUUUCCAGCGCUGAACACUUAAACAGGCUUUAUUAUGAGGCUCUCGUGAGGGGAGCGCGCUGCAAGUCCAAUUGUGCGCGAGCGGCGCGCGUGUGUGUUUCGGGGGAAUUUCCACGCGAGGCACGAAAACUUGAAAGCUCUUCAGUGGCUGACUGAGUGACCAUGCCACCGUCUCGCGCGCACUGCAGACUUCUCAAGAAAGACCCUUAAGGUGAAACGUGUGUUUCUUUCUUUUCUUUCUUUCCUUCUUUCUUUCUCGGGGAGGUAUAAAGGGGGGGAAGCCUCGCCUUGUUUUUCCCCAGGACGCCUGAUCGGAUUGCUAACAUAAAUCUCAGGACUCCCAGCUCUCACCUGCCUGUUCCACCCAAUCUGCACGGGGGUAGCAUGGCAAUGGUAGUAAACCAGUGGCAGGAGAACAUUUCGGCGGAUCCUGGGUCGCAGCUCCAGCUGUGCAGCCAGGAGCCCGGCGGCGGGACACCGGGGACGCCGUCUGGCUCCACCCCGGGCAACGACGCGCUCUCCGCGGACAAGAUCCCCAACGUGGACUGCAUGGUGUGCGGGGACAAAUCGAGCGGCAAGCACUACGGCCAGUUCACGUGCGAGGGCUGCAAGAGCUUCUUCAAGCGCUCAGUGCGGCGCAACCUCAGCUACACGUGCAGGGGCAACCGUGACUGUCCCAUCGACCAGCACCACCGCAACCAGUGUCAGUACUGCCGCCUGAAGAAGUGCCUGAAGGUCGGCAUGAGGCGAGAGGCCGUCCAGCGAGGCCGCAUGUCCAGCUCUCAGUCCAGUCCCGGCCAGUACCUGACCAAUGGCAACGACCCAUACAAUGGUCAGCCCUACCUGUCUGGCUUUAUCUCCCUGCUGCUGAGGGCUGAGCCGUAUCCCACGUCCCGUUACGGGGCCCAGUGCAUGCAGUCCAACAACCUAAUGGGCAUCGAAAACAUCUGUGAGCUGGCAGCCCGUCUGCUCUUUAGUGCCGUAGAGUGGGCCAAGAACAUCCCCUUCUUUCCUGACCUGCAACUCAUGGACCAGGUGGCGCUGUUGCGCAUGUCGUGGAGUGAGCUGUUCGUGCUGAAUGCGGCACAGUGCUCCAUGCCGUUGCACGUAGCUCCCCUGCUGGCUGCCGCUGGCUUGCACGCCUCACCCAUGUCUGCAGAGCGUGUGGUGGCCUUCAUGGACCAUAUCCGCGUCUUCCAGGAGCAAGUGGAGAAACUGAAGGCCUUGCAGGUGGACACAGCUGAGUACUCCUGCCUCAAGUCCAUCGUGCUCUUCACUUCAGAUGCCAUGGGUCUGUCAGAUGUGGCCCAUGUGGAGAGCAUCCAGGAGAAGUCACAGUGUGCCCUAGAGGAGUACGUACGGAACCAGUACCCCAACCAGCCCAAUCGGUUCGGCCGUUUGUUGCUGCGGCUACCCUCGCUGCGCAUUGUAUCCUCACCUGUCAUCGAGCAGCUCUUCUUUGUGCGUCUGGUGGGCAAGACCCCCAUCGAGACCCUUCUGAGGGACAUGCUGCUAUCCGGCUCCAGCUACAACUGGCCCUACAUGCCCGUCCAGAGGGACCGCCCCAUCUCCAUCCACUACAACGAGAACGGACCCUGAUCCUGCCUCCUUGGUGGGGUCACGGCCAAUAGUUAGACUCUGUCUGUUGGCCACGCCCCCUCCAGUACCCAAUCAGCCCCACUUGCUUUUCUGACGCUCCAGGCGUCCGUUCCGUGGUCAGGAAUGGAACUCGCUGUACUUAGGCCGGCCUUUCAGAGCCUUCGCCUACUUUCUGAAUUGCGAUGUUUACGAUCUCCGUGACUUGAGGACUCUCCUGCAGCACUGACUCAAAAGGGCUGAGUCCAUUCCUGAUUUUCAAACAAACCAGAAGCCAUUAAAGCCGAUGCCAAAAUGUGUUGCUUUUUUUUUGUUGUUGUUGUUUUUGACAUUUUAAGAAAAGCUAUUGUCUGUACUGGGGUGGGGGCUUGAAGACUGAAGCCAGGUUUAAAGAAACUCAAGACUGUGUCCGUAUGGGAGUGGAGAAAAUAGGGUGCAGGAACAACUGCAGCAGCUGAAUUUGCGAGAAGGUUUGAUAGAGGUUAACAGUAAACCCCGCCCCCCCCCCGGCGAAACAGAGGGGUCAGCGAGACUCUGAAUACGCUGAAGCCAUUGCCAAAGCAGAAACGGCAUAUGAACUGUGUGGAACCUUUUGCCUGUAUUGGCCACAAAAGUCUAUUUCGGUUUGUCUCGACGUUGACACUUGUGUUUUAAAUCUCUGAAGGAGUUCGAAGAUGUGAAAGAGGCACUUGAUAUUCGAAACCAGCCAGGCACCCCCCUCUCUCUCUAUGCUCUUUUCAGCUACCACCAAAAAUUCAGCACGGCUAGAUAGACACACUGUAGUUGCCAUGUAAGGUCUGUCUGUAGUGCUUACUGUAAGUUUCCGAUUUCUUGUUCCUUUUUAUCAAGGAAAACACUGAAACGUAUAUCAGAACCUCAGCGAAAUGUAUAGUCGGCUCUUGAGGCCAAGGUGCCUCUGCUGUAUGUAGCAAUAGAUAUAUCUCAAGUAUUUUGUUAUCCUUCUAGCAGUUCGUUUGACUAUGUCGAAAUCCAGUCGUCACGGUUUUUAACAUGGCACUACAGCUUUUCGAAGGCAACGUUUGGAUCUUUAAGCCAUAGGGGCCUUGGAAAGCAGGACCUGUUGUAUUAGUUCACAGAAUAUUUCUAUAAGAGUUUUUUUCCUGUAUUUUAGGUUUGAAAAAAAUGAAUCCAUGGAAUAAAAGCUGUUGUUCACAAAA